AUGGAACAUGAGGGCUUGCGGAGAUUGCCACACAACUGUAUUGCGAGUAUCUUGCCAAGGUCUUCGCUAUGGGGGUCGGGCAUUGGAAUCACUGCCGGCGUGGUUGACGCUGGAUAUGAAGGCGCCAUAGGAGCUUUGCUGGAGGUGAAGAAUCCUAGCGGGGUGACGUUGUACAAAGACGUUAAGCUAGCGCAAAUUGUCUUUGAGGAGUUGGGAGAAGCUGUCGAAGGGUACAAUGGGAUAUACCAAUCCUCAACCACUAGUACUAGACGGGAUGGAGCAACGAAAGUGUAA
Molecule: messenger RNA, 294 nt
Organism: Penicillium chermesinum
Lineage: Eukaryota; Fungi; Ascomycota; Eurotiomycetes; Eurotiales; Aspergillaceae
Exons: 2
Coding region: 1-294 (97 amino acids)
Source: RefSeq, a predicted model, not a curated record